Centrocercus urophasianus (Greater sage-grouse) is the source of this 671-nucleotide messenger RNA. It is a transcript of the gene LEPROTL1, whose product is annotated as leptin receptor overlapping transcript like 1. The record is from RefSeq and is a predicted model, not a curated record. Gene Ontology annotation, biological process: late endosome to vacuole transport via multivesicular body sorting pathway; negative regulation of growth hormone receptor signaling pathway. The transcript is spliced from 4 exons. Bases 47 to 442 code for a protein of 131 amino acids. Lineage: Eukaryota; Metazoa; Chordata; Aves; Galliformes; Phasianidae. Gene Ontology annotation, cellular component: endosome.
GGGUGGUGACGUAGUUCCGUUUCCCGGCAGCGGGACGCGCAGCGCCAUGGCCGGCAUCAAAGCUCUGAUCAGCCUGUCCUUCGGGGGAGCGGUGGGACUGAUGUUCCUGAUGCUGGGCUGCGCCCUUCCUCAGUACAACCAAUACUGGCCACUGUUUGUUCUGUUCUUUUACAUCCUUUCCCCUAUCCCAUACUGCAUAGCAAGAAGACUGGUAGAUGACACAGAUGCUACGAGUAACGCCUGCAAGGAGCUGGCUGUAUUUCUUACAACAGGCAUUGUUGUCUCAGCAUUUGGACUGCCUAUAGUGUUUGCCAGAGCAGAACUGAUUUACUGGGGCGCAUGUGCACUUGUUCUUACGGGGAAUACAGUCAUCUUUGCUACGAUCCUAGGAUUUUUCUUGGUCUUUGGCAGCAACGAUGACUUCAGCUGGCAGCAGUGGUGAAAGGAAGAUAGAGAACUAUCACAGACAUCUUGUCAUUCAGUGGCCAUCCAUACAAAUGAGAGAAUGGGCAAUAAAGAGAAGUAGUGUAGCAAGCCUCUCCAGUAUUCUAGACACUCCUUUUUCACCUUGUUUGUUCUGAGUGUACUACCAUUUUGCUGAUGGGUUUCUAAGUUUUUAUCAAGUAAGGAGAUAGCCAAUUUCAUUUUUACCUUUAGUAUGUUUUAGGUGG